AUGAUGCGUUUUGAGAUCUCUUCUUCCCUUCCGUCUACGAAACUUUUUAAAGUCUAUGCAAAUUUCGACACCCUCGCGCCAAAGGUCGACCCUAAAACAUUCAAAUCCAUUAGCAUUAUCGAAGGUGACGGUGGUGUUGGAAGCAUCAAGAGUAUAAUCUUCGGGGAGGGUGUUCCUUAUAAAAAUUCAAAGAACAGAAUCGAUGACAUCGACACAAGCAAUCUAAGUGUUAGUUACACAAUCUUUGAAGGUGAUGCGUUGUUAGGCAUUAUUGACUCGGUGACUCACCAUGUUAAGUUCGUACCAUCUCCUAACGGUGGAUCAGUAUACAAGCAUACAACUGUUUUUAAUUGCAAACCUGAUGCCCAGCUAAGUGAAGAUAUUCUUAAUGGUUCCAAAGAAGCAUAUAAGAACACCUUCAAGGCAAUUGAGGCCUAUGCCAUUGCUCAUCCUGAAGUUUAGUAAUAUCUUUUUAGCAACCAUGGU
Lactuca virosa is the source of this 486-nucleotide messenger RNA. The record is from the annotation of a GenBank genome assembly. Lineage: Eukaryota; Viridiplantae; Streptophyta; Magnoliopsida; Asterales; Asteraceae.